Molecule: messenger RNA, 1043 nt
Organism: Engraulis encrasicolus (European anchovy)
Lineage: Eukaryota; Metazoa; Chordata; Actinopteri; Clupeiformes; Engraulidae
Product: aggrecan core protein-like
Exons: 5
Coding region: 332-904 (190 amino acids)
Source: RefSeq, a predicted model, not a curated record
UGGCGACAAGUUUGGUUUCCUGAUAGCUGCUGCAGCUGUCUCUCAUGAGUAUCACUUUGUGAACGAAGCAAAGAGCUGGACUGAAGCCCAGAGUUACUGCAGGACCCAUUACACAGACCUGGCAACCCUCUACAACACUGAUGAUGUGAAUGCGCUGACUCAACUAGGCAGCCCAACCGGCUCUGCUUGGAUUGGACUCUAUGAUGACUCGAUCGACGGCUUUAGGUGGUCCAUCACAGACAGCAACUUCUAUGGCCCGGGAGAGAAAAAUUAUAGAGCAUGGUAUUACGAACAACCCGGUAAUGGUGUGGGAGAACAUGUUUGCACAUUAAUGCUUGGAGGAAAAUUCGCUGGACUUUGGAAUGACAUCAACUGUGAGGAGGAACAUUACAGAUAUUUUGUCUGUUUUGGAGGUGAUGACCAGUAUGUUCUCAUAACACAAUAUAAGAAAUGGAGGGAUGCCCAAAGCUACUGUAGAGCCAACUAUAUUGAUCUACCAAGCAUAAGGAAUGCAACAGAGAAUGAAAAGGUCCGUGUCACGGCCAACGAUUACUCCGUAUUCAUUGGUCUGCACCAAGUCAGACCUUGGUCAGAUGGCAGUGACUCUUCUUUCAGAUACUGGAAAUCGGGCCAACCUGAUCAAGUACAAACAUGCACUGCAAUGUCAUUCAGUGAUGCCGGCCAGUGGACAGAUGAGAACUGUGCUACCACUCUUCCUUUCUUCUGCUACGGAGAUAGACGUACUGUUGCCACUCUCAGGGCUGUGGUUAAGACUACAGUUGAGCUAACUGAGGCUGAUAUCGAAGACAGAGUCAUAAAACUUCUUCGUGAGGAGCUCAUCAGAAAUGGGCUUCCAAACAGCACCAGUUUGAGUCUGAGAAGAAUUAACCGUGCCAACCCAUGAAGACAUCUGUCUGAUUCAACAUACAUUAUAGUUAAUCAUUACAAGCAUGAUUGCUGUAACCUUGCCGGACAACCCAAUGAUUUGUCUGAUUCUUCUAUAAUAAACUGUUACAUUUAAUACAAUAAAAUCUCAAAUUGUC